CAGAGAUAACAUCAAACGACAGCACCUAUCUAUAUAGAUAAAGAGGCAAUUAAGCAUUCUCAGAUAUAACACUAAACCACUAAGCAAAAUAUAUCGAUCACACGAUAUGGCAUUUAAAGGCUAUUUCCUUAUCGGCCUCAUUGCUAUUGUUGUUGUCACUUCCAAAGUUACAUGCGAAUUAGAAGCAGAAACAGUUUCACCUAUUAUUGACAUUUCACUCAAUCGGAACAGUUUCCCUGAAGGCUUCAUCUUUGGGGCAGGAUCUUCCUCGUACCAGUUCGAAGGUGCAGCAAUGGAAGGUGGUAGAGAACCAAGUGUAUGGGAUACCUUCACCCAUAAUUAUCCAGCUAAGAUCAAGGAUAGAAGCAACGGAGACGUGGCAAUUGACUCAUAUCACCACUACAAGGAAGAUGUUGGCAUGAUGAAGGAUAUGAAUUUGGAUUCAUAUAGAUUUUCCAUUUCUUGGUCAAGGAUUCUCCCAAAAGGAAAGCUAAGUGGAGGUAUAAAUCAAGAAGGAAUCAACUAUUACAACAACCUUAUCAAUGAGCUACUAGCUAAUGGUAUACAACCACUCGUCACUCUUUUUCAUUGGGAUCUUCCUCAAGCAUUAGAAGACGAGUACGGCGGCUUCUUAAGUCCACUUAUAGUGAAAGAUUUUCGGGACUAUGCGGAAAUUUGCUUCAAGGAAUUUGGUGAUAGGGUGAAGUAUUGGGUUACUUUGAACGAGCCAUGGAGUUACAGUCAGCAUGGUUAUGCAAAUGGAGGAAUGGCACCAGGUCGUUGUUCUGCUUGGUUAAAUUCAAAUUGCACUGGAGGUGAUUCUGCAACAGAGCCUUAUUUGGUUACACAUCACCAACUUCUUGCUCAUGCAGCAGUUGUUCGUGUGUACAAGACCAAGUAUCAGGUGUCUCAAAAGGGUUCAAUAGGCAUAACUUUGGUAGCUAAUUGGUUUAUACCGCUCAGAGAUACCAAAUCUGAUCAAAAGGCUGCUGAAAGAGCAAUUGACUUCAUGUAUGGAUGGUUUAUGGAUCCAUUAACAACCGGAGACUAUCCAAAAAGCAUGCGAUCUCUUGUGAGAACAAGAUUGCCAAAGUUUACUACAGAGCAAUCCAAACUACUUAUUGGUUCAUUUGAUUUUAUUGGCCUAAAUUAUUACUCUACAACAUAUGCCUCUGAUGCACCUCAGCUAAGCAAUGCUAGACCUAAUUACAUAACAGAUUCUCUUGUCAGUCCAGCAUUUGAACGCGAUGGAAAACCUAUCGGUAUAAAGAUUGCUUCUGAAUGGAUAUAUGUUUAUCCUAGAGGAAUUCGUGACCUUUUAUUAUAUACCAAGGAAAAGUACAAUAAUCCUUUGAUUUACAUCACUGAAAAUGGUAUAAAUGAGUAUGAUGAACCAACACAAUCACUUGAGGAAUCUCUUAUGGAUAUUUAUAGAAUUGAUUAUCAUUAUCGUCAUCUUUUUUAUCUUCUAUCUGCUAUUAGGAAUGGCUCAAAUGUAAAGGGAUAUUAUGUAUGGUCUUUGUUCGACAAUUUUGAAUGGUCUUCCGGUUUUACAUCAAGAUUUGGAAUGAUUUAUGUAGAUUACAAAAAUGAUUUGAAGAGAUACAAGAAAUUCUCUGCAUUAUGGUUUGAGAAUUUUCUGAAGAAAGAAACCAAACUAUAUGGUUCUAGCAAAUAGUAUUAUGAAAUUUGUUUACAAAAUAGUUAUAUAUAUUUGUAAAUAAUUAUUUGAUUUGUAUUUGGUCAUUCUUUUAUUCUAUCGAGGUCCUAUUGGACUUAGAGGGGAAAUAGAGAUGUAGAUCUAUUGAUAAUUGCUACUAUUUUGUUACAUUAAGAAUGAAAGAAAUUUUUUGUUAUGAUAAAGUUAUUAUUUUUU
Molecule: messenger RNA, 1876 nt
Organism: Glycine soja
Lineage: Eukaryota; Viridiplantae; Streptophyta; Magnoliopsida; Fabales; Fabaceae
Product: cyanogenic beta-glucosidase-like
Exons: 10
Coding region: 107-1678 (523 amino acids)
Biological process (GO): carbohydrate metabolic process
Molecular function (GO): beta-glucosidase activity
Source: RefSeq, a predicted model, not a curated record